CCUUCAUUUGCCUCCGCCUUCUCCUCUCUCUGCCAUAGUAACGCGGCUUCCAUGACGCUACCGCAGCUCUUGGCCACCCGGGGCCCCUGGCCACCACGCACCAAUCUCAAGGACAUCUGCACCCUUGUCUUUGUUGUUUUUCUCGUUUCCCAGCACAGUUUAAAAUGUCCUGUGUUUACCCAAACACAAUAAAAGAAUUGGCUCGGCUAGAAAUUAAAAAAAAAAACAACAGGCCAAGCCUGGGAAGCACAGCAGCCCCGUGCAGCGCGGGACUUUCCAAGGGAAAGGCACCUGCGAUUGCACCGUUGCAGACUCGAGGAUGUGGCGGUGACGAUGUCAGCCCGGGCCCCCAUCACGGAUGCUCCAGGUCAUUGCUGAGAGAUGCACUGGUGUUUCUGUCCCCUUUCCAGAGCCCGUGUCUCGCCCCCGGCUCCGGAGCCGUGCUCUGGUGGCCCAGGCCACCGGUGAGGUGCUCUGCGAUGUGGCUGACGGCAAGGUGGACACCAUCACCUGGAAGAAGGAUGGGCAGCCCCUUCCCCUGGACAGAGGUUUCCAGCUCUCUGACAGCCUCAGCGUUUUGUACCUGAGGGCGGCGAAGAAGUCGGACUGCGGCUCCUACUCCUGCAACGCCAGCAACGAGAUAAGCUGGCAAGAAACCUCCCUGAACGUCACCAUUGCAGGCCUCUCCCCUCCCUUGCAGGACGCGCUGAGGAUCGCGGUGGUCGCUGUGGUCUUUGCUGCCGUCUCGGGAUGGGGAUUAAUUUUCCCCGUCUGCCAGUCUGAAAAGCUGAGAAUAAGGGGGGAGCUCUGGAGGUGGCUCAGCGCCUACACCUGCGGGCUGGUGUGCAUCGCCUCCGUCCUGGCCGGCACCGCCGGGGUGCUCUGGAUGCGGGAGGAAGGCCCUUCCAUGGCGAUCAUAUUGCCAGAGAUCGCCCUCACAUACGUGAUGGUGGUAACCUUCCUGGUCGCCAUCACCGUGACCUUCCAGCCUCCAAAGCUCAUCCAGCUGAAAAGCAAAACAGCGCAGCGCGCGAUGGGCUACGCUGCUCCCGGAGGGGUGGUUGCGGUGGUGCUGACGACCAGCUUCCUCCUACGGAACAUCCACCACCGCCACGAAGAAGGAUGCUCGGAGCCGGUGGAUGUGACGGCCCUCACCGCCAGCGCGGCGGCCGUCUCGGCCCUCCCGCUCCUCGCCAUCUUCCUCUGCUAUCACACGACUCAGGGCUGGCUGAAGGGACGCGGCUCCAGCUGGGCGGACAAGGAGAGUCUUCCUUCUUGUUUUCUCCUGUCUGAACAGGCGGCGUCACAUCCGCAUCUCAGCCCAGCCACCACUUAUCCCCUUCCCCGGGCUUCCUCUGUCAAGAAAACAGGGAAAAAAAUCCCGUUAUCUUUAGCAGGAGCCACACUUCCUACAGCAACCUGACUUGAGAGGAGCACGCAACUGAAGAUCAGGAGACGUAAGAAAAACAGACAUUCAAAUCAAAAGGCGGCGUUAGCCUCUCGGCGCCCUGUGGUUUUGCUCCCAGUCACACGAUGACGCAUGGCUGCGUUUAGCCGUUGGGAUAAAGGCAAACUGCAACUCGCAGCUUAAUGUCAGCUUGCGUGUUUAGAGCCUGGCGGGUUUAAGGGACAUCAAAUGGCCAGAGGCCACAGAGGUCGUUAUGGCCUGUGGCAUCCGCUAAUUGCAGGGAGCAAAUCAGGCGGCGGAGGGUCGUGGGAGACGAAGUAACUCGGAAAGUACCGCGGGCGAAAUGCCCUCCUCCCGUCAGGGUGCCGGCACGGUAACCAGCUUCUUGCUGGUACCCAAGAGCAGCCAGCUCUGCUAAAGCAGAGAUUAUUAGCGGCUGCGUUAGAGGCAGGAGUUAAGAAUUCACCUAUUUCUGCGGCUUUUUAAAGUCUCUUUUUCUCUUCCUCCCCCUACUUCUCCCCCCCAGAUAUUCCUGCAAAUAUAACUGGGCCCUGCAGCUCUGCGUGCGGGAAGCCUCCCGGCCGGCCCCACAUCCCCAGGGUCCCCAGUAAACCCAGACAGACUGACAGCUGCUGCCAUUUGUAAAGGGAACGUUCUCUUUCAGGUGUGGUGUCAUGAGAACCUCCUGUUAAUG
Molecule: messenger RNA, 2102 nt
Organism: Egretta garzetta (little egret)
Lineage: Eukaryota; Metazoa; Chordata; Aves; Pelecaniformes; Ardeidae
Exons: 8
Coding region: 359-1423 (354 amino acids)
Source: RefSeq, a predicted model, not a curated record